GUCAACCUUGAGUCUUGUGGAUUUUUCAGCUAAGGGGGCGAGGAAAAAAAAUGAGCGCCAAGCCUGAUGUGAUUCGAAAGUGUACGUGGCCAGUGUGCCUCGUGGGUCUGUUCGUCACCGGCAUCCUCUCUCUGGACUGUAGCUUGCUGGAUGUUCACCUGAGGAGAGUCACCUGGCAAAACCUGAACCUUCUGAGCAGGAUGAGCAAGUCAUUUCCUAUAGAGUGUCUAAGGGAAAGCAAGGCUUUUGAGUUGCCCCAAGAGAUCCUCUCACACACCCACCCUCUGACGAGGGACAUCAAGGAGGCCUUCUAUGAAAUGUCCAGACAGGCCUUCCACAUCUUCAUUCAAGACACCUUCAAAUCCACUUGGGAAGAGAAACACCUGAGACAAGUCCAAAUCGGACUUGAUCAACAGCUGCAAUACCUGGAACAAUGCUUGGAAGAAGAGGAGGAGGAAAACGAAGACAUGAGAGAGAUGGCAGAGGAUGAGUGGACACAGUCAGGAGCUCCGGUCCCCCAGCUGAGCAACCUAGAGCUGAGGAGAUAUUUCAACAGGAUAGACAGGUUCCUCAAAGAUAAGAAAUACAGUCACUGUGCCUGGGAGAUCGUCCGAGUGGAAAUCAGAAGAUGCUUCUACUUCUUUCAUAAAUUCACAGCACUACUCAGGAGGAAAUGAGAACCAUCUACCUUCAAGCAAGAAUUAACAGAGAUUGUGGCUACCCAAAUGCAUCAAAGAGGGUGAAAUGUACCCGGUUCAGCUCUUGGAAGGCUUCUCCUGCUAUUACUUUAACAGCACGCUGCUAAACUGUUUAGAUUCAAGAUUCAUCCAAGUACAGGGCUCCAACAAUGUAGUCAAACUGAGAAAGCCUUGUGAUAAAAUGGAGGCAAAUUCAGUCCAAAAGUUAGAAGAAAUGUUUAAAAGCACAGGAACUAGUUGUGGAUCAUGGUAUAUGGGUUAUCAGUGGAAGGAUCAGACAAUAAAAUGAGUUAGUAUAAUCCAUUUAGAAAAAACUCAUCAGUAGUAGUUCUAAAUUUUAAAAAAGCAUUACAAGCUAUAAAGGAGUCAGGGCAUGCAAGCUACUGAGCAGAAAGUAUACACUUAAUAUUUUCCAUGAAUUUCUCUAAUAAUGCCUUUGCAUGGUCUCCCUUGUAACUCUACUGGGACUGUGUCAGUGACUUCAGCAAGUGAUGGUUGCAGUCUUGCUAAAUGUUUGCAAUGCAAGAAGGAAGAGAACUGACGCUUCAAGUCAAUAAAGAUUGUCUGAUUGUACUGGCAGGGGCAGAAGUCAGAACAGGAUGCUUUUAUUAAGAGCACCACUAGUCAGAAAAAGGGGAACACUCUCACUGAAAAAUAGGUAAGGACACAAACUGGCACCAUCACAAAGAAAUACUAACAGGCAAUAUGAAAAAAAUGUUUAAUCUCAUUUAUGCUUAAAGAAAUUCAAAAGAAGACAAUAAGAUACUCCCCUCCCACCAGUCUGGCAGAGAUAAAAAAGAGUGAUAAUAUAGACUAUCAGUGGGGUAUAGGGAAAAAAAAAACUCCUGUGUAUUGAUGGGGAGAGGCUAAACUGGCACAAGUUUCCUACGGGACAAUAUGGCAUCUUAAAUAUCCUUAAAAAGUACAUGAACUCCUUAGACCUGGCUAUCCUAUCUCCAGAAAUUUAUUCCAAGGAAAUACCUGGAUAAGACUGUUUAAUGGAGCCUUGUUUAUAAUAUCCCUCCUUCCUCUGUUUUAAUUUUCACCUCUCUGUAUUUUCUGUUUUUUUCUACAAU
Eubalaena glacialis (North Atlantic right whale) is the source of this 1774-nucleotide messenger RNA. It is a transcript of the gene IFNK, whose product is annotated as interferon kappa. Gene Ontology annotation, molecular function: cytokine activity; type I interferon receptor binding. Gene Ontology annotation, biological process: response to exogenous dsRNA; cytokine-mediated signaling pathway; humoral immune response. The transcript has 2 exons. The coding region runs from base 51 to 677 and encodes 208 amino acids. NCBI's taxonomy places the organism in Eukaryota, Metazoa, Chordata, Mammalia, Artiodactyla, Balaenidae. Gene Ontology annotation, cellular component: extracellular region. The record is from RefSeq and is a predicted model, not a curated record.